AUGUCUUUGAUCCAGAGAACUAUCCGCGCCAUACGUGGUCGCUUUUCGCGUAUUGAUCGAUCUAAGAACUUGGAUAGUCAACGAACUGAAAUGUAUAGCAUGCUCGCGGACCUGUACAAAGAGCUAGAGGGUCUAAAGGCCGAGGCACUUGAAUCGGAAAACUUGGAGGUGUUACCCGUGCAUAUCCUACCACUCGACCUGAAAAGGACUACAGAGCUGGCAAUACCCCGUUCGCUAGACCCAGGUGCCUACUUCAUCCCUCUGUCCGAAGAGUUCAUUCAACAGCGUCCGGUGGACACUACGGACCCCGAGACUCAACGGCGACUGAACAACGUCGCAACUAUCCUUCGACCUGGAUACAGCAGCAGUACGGUACAGCACAGGCCACUAAGCUCUUAUUGUAAAGCUGGGGUUCUGGUCGAUCGACUAGUCAUGCAGAUGUCAAGCCGACGGCUCAACUGCGAAGAGGCCAUACCAAAUAUGACUUUGAUCACCAAAUGGAGAGGAAACACGGAUUUCCAUCUUAACCCAGCUUUUGAUCGUCACGAUUGGGAUCAUCGAGACGAUUACCACUGGAUCAUCGAUUUCUUCUACGCUUGCUCAAGCCAUCCUACCUUCCCGCAUAUCAAGGUUAUCAUGCACCACAGCGAGGCAAAGGAUCCUGAGCUGGUCCUUAAGGCAGAGGUCAUGGCCAUAGUUGCCACGAUGUGGUCCCGCCUUUGCACAGAGACUCUCCUCGAUCAUCUCAUUGUUCCGGUAAUGGUUUUUAGCUUCGCGGGAUGCCGUGUGCGCAUCCUCAUCGGCAUCCAUGACGGCCAGAAUUUGAGGAUCGCGAUGUCCGAAUUCAUUGAAUACUCGGAAGGAUCCCAGAAUCUCUGGGACUUGCUCACUCGCUACUUAGGAUGUGGUAUCAACAACCAGCUGAGCACUAAGAAGCUGCCGGCGCAAUAG
This is a messenger RNA of Aspergillus pseudonomiae, 951 nucleotides long. RefSeq lists its product as uncharacterized. The record is from RefSeq and is a predicted model, not a curated record. NCBI's taxonomy places the organism in Eukaryota, Fungi, Ascomycota, Eurotiomycetes, Eurotiales, Aspergillaceae. The transcript has 3 exons. Bases 1 to 951 code for a protein of 316 amino acids.